UGCGUUCGGUCGCUAUAGCCAAAAGUUAAAUUCCUGCAGUAAGCGAGUGUUUACAAAUUCGUGCUAAUUCGAGGUAAAUACAGUGUUAGCCGCUCGAGAAAUAUAACCUCGAACACUUUUCUCAGUGAAAAAAUGCAUAGUGAAUUAUACGUUUGAUAAUUGAGCGAGCGAUGGAGAGCCAAGAGGACGAAGUUGGAGUGAAGGAAGAGUUGACUGAUACGUGGCCGGAUCCAGGUGACGAUUAUAUUUUAUAUUCGAUGGACACUUGCGAGGCUGAAAACCAUGAAACAUUCCCGCUUUAUGAACCAUCGAAUAUAGGGGAGGUUCAAGAAAGGUUAGACGAUAUAAUAUUCAUUGAUUGCGGUGGCGAAGAUGUCAAAUCCGAACCACCGUCUUCGUCGACCACCGUCCACGAAAUCGAUUAUGAGAAUUAUCCACCUAUCGAGGAAGUAGACGACCAAAUUCAGACAAAUUACUGGAAUCGAAAAGAGCUGAUAGUUUUGAUAAAGAAAAAUUUCGACUAUCACAAUAACUGUUAUUUUCAAGUAAUACCCCGAUACGAAUACGACGAAUACGAGGACGUAAGAAAAUUUAGAAAGAAAUCUCGUACCAAGUCGUCUUAUGAGGGUAAAAGGCGUCGAAAAGCUAUUAAAAAAGAAGAAGAGCCAUACUAUGCACAUAUCGAUAGGAAACACGAGAUCAUUAGAUCGUACGAGAGCAUUCGAUUGUACAAAUCAUUUGGACGGAAAAAAAAGAUCAGAUGUCGUCCGAGUGCAGCGUAUGAUCGAAGGAAACCCUUAAAGUGUCAAAUUUGUCAGAAAUCGUUCGCAUAUCAGGAUAAACUCAAACGACAUAUAUACAAGGUACACAAUCCGAGCAACAUAGUCGAAUGUGAGAUUUGUCCAAGUUCGUUCAGCUGCAAAGAUUACCUCAACGAACACAUCAACGCCGUGCACGACAGUGAUAACUUUUACAAAUGCGAGAUUUGUUACCAAUCGUUUGAAUAUCAGUUUUUACUCGAUUUACAUGUCGAUGCUGUGCAUAAUGGUAACAAAUUCAAGACUCAUCUCGACCAAGGCACGAGCUCGGUUUAUUAUGAAAAGCAAUCGAUUGAAGAUAAUAUUGAUCAAAAAGCAUACGUUGAUGAUUACAUCGAAGCUCACGAAAAUUCAGUUCGCGAUCACGAGAAACCCUUCCAAUGUGGCACUUGUCACAAAUCAUUUGGACGAAGAGACAAACUCAAUCAGCACAUCGAUUCCGUACAUAAUCCAGUCAAACCCUUCGAGUGUCAGAUUUGCCAGAAAUCGUUCAAAUACAAGCAAUCCUUGGAAAAUCACGUGAACUCGGUGCACGAUCCUAGAAAACCCUUCGAGUGCGAGGUUUGUCGCAAGACGUUCGAAACCCAGAAUAAGCUCAAAAUUCACACGAGUCAAGUACACAACCGGAACAAAAUCUUCGAAUGCGACGUAUGCCACAAAACGUACGCACAAAGAUGUCACCUCGAGAUUCACGUGAAUGCGGUACACGAUCGGAGCAUCGUCUACGACUGCCAGUAUUGUUACAAAUCAUUCGGAUACCAGCAAACCUUGAAAAAUCACGUAAUGACGAUACACAAGGGUAUAAAACCUUUCGAGUGCGACGUUUGUCACAAAUCGUUCGGAUACCAGCAGACCUUGAAAAAUCACACGAGAGCGGUACACGAUCGCGUGAAAACCUUCGAAUGUGGUAUUUGUCGCGCGUCGUUUGGAUACGAGAGGGAACUCAAAAAACACAUGACGACAGUACAUGAUCGUAGUAACCCGUACGAAUGCGAGAUUAGUUUCGAGACAUUUUGAUGUAAUUAAGAUUUCUGCUCUCGCUUAAGAAUGUUUUGUAUUACAUGAAACUUUCGAAUAUCUUUGAAUUUUGUUAAGAACAAUAAAGUAUUUAAAAUUGUUA
This is a messenger RNA of Trichogramma pretiosum, 1938 nucleotides long. RefSeq names its product zinc finger protein 658B-like. Gene Ontology annotation, biological process: regulation of transcription by RNA polymerase II. Lineage: Eukaryota; Metazoa; Arthropoda; Insecta; Hymenoptera; Trichogrammatidae. The coding region runs from base 171 to 1835 and encodes 554 amino acids. The transcript has 3 exons. Gene Ontology annotation, molecular function: RNA polymerase II cis-regulatory region sequence-specific DNA binding; DNA-binding transcription factor activity. The record is from RefSeq and is a predicted model, not a curated record.